Rhopilema esculentum is the source of this 4231-nucleotide messenger RNA. RefSeq lists its product as uncharacterized. NCBI's taxonomy places the organism in Eukaryota, Metazoa, Cnidaria, Scyphozoa, Rhizostomeae, Rhizostomatidae. The record is from RefSeq and is a predicted model, not a curated record. Gene Ontology annotation, molecular function: signaling receptor binding; endopeptidase activity.
GACACGAAAACGCAAACGGUGCUGCAUCACAGCUCGGUUCUCCGCAAUGGAUGGAAGUUUUGAUUCGAAGUUUUGGGAAUCAAAACCAGUCAAAUGCCACACCUUUCUCCCAAAAACUCGAGACCGUACGAGCAAAAGUUAUGAUUGUCAUGGUUAUCGCCUGUACAUCGCUGUACGAAUCCUUUAUCGCAAUCGAUUUUAGCUGUACCCGUUCUAUCACGUGUCCAUUUUCAUACGUCUUUGUUUACUUCACGAAAACGAAAAAUAAAUGUCAAACCCUCGAAAAACUUCAUGAUUUUCAAAAGGGCGUUGGACUUAAAUCAAAGGCAAACUGAACACCUAAAAUUCUUGAUAUAAAGAGAAUAGUUUAGCAUCAACUAGAGCAGCUGUUUUUAUAAAAUUGUGAAAACCCAAGAUGGUGUCUUCUUCGAAUAUCCUGACCUAAAUUUUCAAAACAAUCAUUAUCAAGGAACUAAUUGUUUGCGGGCAGUACUAGCAAGAGCUAUUUCUAGUAUUUAAGACUUCUUUGGGUUAUCAAGGUCUAUGAGUAAAAUUGUCUUCAUAUUUAGAGCAGCUGUGUUCAGUAAAGUCCUUAUUACAGUGUUCCAUUCAACUUCAUUCAAGGCAUUAGGUCACGUUAAGAAAACAAACUUCAUUCUCAGAAAGGUCUUUCAUUUCAAAAUGGCAUUGCAAGCAGUUGUUGAAAAUCUUGCAUAUUUUGAGUUUAAUUCAUUUAUUAGAUGCUAACAUGCCUACUCCAAUGUUUGGAGACCUGUUAUCGGAGAAGCCUUGCUUUGCUACAGAGCGCCAGCAAAUGAAAACGAUGCCAAUGCAGUGGCUUUAACUACAUCAAAAAACAAAGGUGUUCAUGGUCAUCUGCCUAUUUACUUUUGCAAAUAGGUUUCAAGGUUUUUAAUGAAGACCACCAAUAAGCUAUGGCUGAAGUGACUGGAAAAAACUUUAAUCGAAGUGCUGGGUUUGGAGUCAAAUUCCAUGCAAAUAUAAAUUUUAUGGAGACGAAACAUCAAUUGAAUGGUUAAAAUAGAAAUUGGAACAUGAAGAGGAAACAUUAAAGAACAUGUUCUGCCACACUGGAAGUCGAAGAAAGAGAAAACACCCCUCAGACAAUUAAAUUUAAAGUAAUGUUUUUUCAAAAUUGAUCAUGUUAUUUAAAAUGAAACAGCUAUUGUCCGCUAUAAAGAGGUUUUUGUUUAUGAAAAUGUUUUUUUUGGGCAGAUAAGGCUGUCCGUUGUCCGUUGUAGAGAGGUGUCCGCUGUAAAGAGGUUCCUUUUAAAAAGAAAUGACAAUGUGAAAUUUUGGGACUCAACUAUCUGUCCGUUGUUUGGAGGUGUCCGUUGUAUAGAGGUGUCCAUUGAUGGAGGUUCGACUGUAAUGAAAAUUGGCAUGCAUCCACGGCUACAGGCAUUCCAGCAGGGAAGCAUUUUCAAAAUCAGAUAUCACUUUUUAACGAGACAGCUCAAACAAUCUACUGUCUGAUGUCUACUGAGACGGCUUUGAGGGACUGCAUGGCAUUUAAGUGACCCUGAAUACUAUGUCAAAACUUUUAUUUCUAAUAUCCCACCUGACUAUGACAUGGAAAUAUUUAUAAUCUGGUCACUUCUAGUACAACAUUCACAAUGCUAAAAUAUAUUAACAGACAAACACAAAAGGCAUGUGGAAAUCUGACAUUCGCCAAUGUUACGAAUAUCUGGAUCCGCUUUACUUUCAGUGAUGUUAGGCUUUUCGAGGCUUGCGCUAUUGCACUAUUCCAAUCAAAAUUCAUCAAUUUUACUGUUUGAAAUGAGGUUGGUCAUUAAAACUGGCGAAGAAGCAAGGUCUGCAAUAGAUCAUGUUUUACCUAUUUGGAUAAUGUGUCACAGGUAAACAAUACAUUUUUACAGAACAAGGAAAGUGUCUACUAGAAAAGUAACACAAAAUGACGUCUGGGUGCUGGAAUAAUUAACAUCAACAAGAUCUUAUAGCAAGGAAUGACAUUGUAAUUUUGAUUGAGUGCGCCAAGGAACAACGGUCAGGGUUUGAAAUUAUUCCCUAAACAAAUGUUCAACAUCUCGUGUCGGCCAACAGAAGCUGCGUUUCUUUGUUGCGUAGUUUAUCUUAUAGGGGACGAUAAGGAGAAAAAGAUCUAACAAGGACAUUGCUAUAAUAUACUGACAGACGUUUACUUCAUACAAGAUGUCUUGUAUAGGAAAAAGUAAACUUGUGAAACUUAAGCACAUGAUCCUAUGUGCAGGGCUGAUGUCUUUGUAUUUCAGUUUGAUAUUUGUAGUCAUGAUUGUCAACGAGUGGAAAAUCACGAAAAGGACCAACGACAAUGAUAUUGAAGAUGCAAGCUUACGAACGAGUACCACUAAAGGUGAGGUGAUGAAGCAAGGCACCGCCACAGCAGUAGCUAUGACAACAAAAGAAGAAGUAUCAACAACAAAUUGGCAAACAACAACAGCAGUAACAGCAACAAAAUCACCAUCAACAACAGCAUCAGCAGCAGCUACAACACAACCACCAACAACAACAGCAACAACCGAAACUACAACAAAAUCACCAACAACAACAGAAGCUACAACAAAAUCACAAACAACAACAGUGUCAACAGCAACUACAACAAAAUCACAAACAACAACAGCAGCUACAACAAAAUCACAGACAUCAACAGUAACAACAGCAGCUACAACAAAAUCACAGACAUCAACAGUAACAACAGCAGCUACAACAAAAUCACAGACAUCAACAGUAACAACAGCAGCUACAACAAAAUCACAGACAUCAACAGUAACAACAGCAGCUACAAGAAAAUCAUCAACAACAACAGUAACAAAAGAAGUUACAACAAAACCACCAACAACAACAGCAACAACAGUAACUACUACAAAACCACCAACAACUACAGCAGUAGAAACAACAACAGAACCUGCAGCAACAACAACAGUGGCAUUUACAUCUACUCCUCAACAGCCAUGGAAUAUGAAAUUCUACGGCCUUGGCUGCUACUUUUCACUUCCUGAAUUGUCAGAUUUUAAUCAUCUCGUGGUUAAUCUAAGAAACUAUAUUGACUGGUCUAAUAUGACAAAAACAAUAGUCGCCUGUGCUGAUUUCAUUAAGAAGCCAGAGACCAUCCGGCGUUAUGGACAGCUAUUAAAGUUCUUUGCCAUCAAAUUCUAUGGUGAAUGCUGGGCUGAAACUGAGAAUGUUUCAUUUAGUUAUUACAGCAGAGGAACAUUCGACAGUUGUUAUAAGAAAACUGGAGCCGAAAAUUCUGUUUAUGUCUACCAUUUUGGACCUUCAGAAAGACCACCGCAGAAAAAAGUUGUCUCUGUUGGGUGUUAUGCUGAUGGAGCAUCACUACCAAUAAAACAUCUGAUUGGCAAUUUCACAAUAUCAGGAGCUUCAAGCGAAUCAGACGGUACGCGUGUUGCAAGCGAUUGUUACAAGUUGGUUUGGGAACGUGGCUACAGCUUGUUUGGACUAAAGAAUAAAGGUGAAUGCUGGUCAGGCCCGGAUGCACACAUGACUUACAACAAAGACGGAGUUGCAACUGACUGUGUCCACGGCCUAGGCUCAGCAAACUCUUUCUCUGUCUACAGACUAGAGUGAAGCCACGAAAAACGCGAGGUUUGAAACAGCUACACAUGAUGAAGAUCUACUCUAACUAAACUGUUUGCUUAUGGGUUUAGUGAAAAACCAUUUGUGUUUUUUCCUCUUAUCUAAAUCAGUGACACUGAGAGCAAUCUCUUAAAAUAAUAGCAGCGCCUUUUAAUUAUCAAUGCCCAAUGGACGUGACUCAGAACGUGUACAUACACGACUAUUUCUUUUUUAAGAAGGCAACAUUGCAUAAUUAUGUUAAUACCCAUACCUUGUCUUAUCAUUAAUACCUUGUUACUCUUAUCUCUCUAACAAUCUAGAUGAAUUUGUUACAAGUUUCGAGUGAGAAUCAGAAGUCACUGUUCAAUGGUACAAGAGUAAUUCAAUAGUUGCGAAAAAUAAUUCCAUGUCAUAGUUGUUUCCAAAAAUAAAAAAGAUACUUGGGUCAUUAAGUUCUUCAUUUGUCGCUACGAUAAAGAGUAACGAAGUAAUGACGCCACCUAUCAAUUUUUAUAACUUUUCAAUUUUGACCAUAAAUCCAAAAGAGCGCUAUGAAAUAUCUCAAAAUGUGCCAAAUCUAUUGAAUGUGUUAAAAUUAGCUGAGACAUGGCCAUACAAGCACAGGCUUUUUCCC